UGUCGUCAAAACGCCAAAGACCGACUGCACAGUUGCACAAUAAAAGUGUUGCUUCAUCCUGCCUGCCUUACAAAAUAAGAGUCUCAGAAAGCUGGCGUGCACAAGCUAGCAAGCUACGGAGUUUGCCGACAAUGUAUUUCUUGUAAAGUGUAUACAAAGGAGUAUGGAAGCUGGACGAAUAGAUGGCAAAAACCAACCACUUUCAUGUGGUAUUGGACAGAAAGGAGGACUUUUUUUCUCCUCCAUUCGAAAAUGCGGACAUUAUCGGCACCACUGUCUGAUUCCAAUCUAUGCAAGUCAUCAGAAUCAGGGUAUUAGCGCCUCUGUUGCUUGGAGUUGGAGGAUUCCGUCCCCUUUUUAGUCCUCCUGUGAGUCCAGCUGGAGUUCUGUCCUCUUCUUCUGGCCAUGGAGCGAGGACCGGUGUUAUACCUUUUGACCUUCUACUGCAGCAUAGUUGCAGCCUUGGAGAAGGCCCAGAUGUUCCCCUACGGCACUUUAAGUGGAGAUUCCCUUUUGGAAGAAGGGGACGAUGAAACCUCCAAAGUCUUAUCUUUGCCUAAACCCUUCUACUUCUACGAUACCCCCUUCUCUCAGCUUUAUGUGGCCACCAACGGAAUCAUCUCAGCUCAGGACCUGCCGAUGGAGAAGCAGUACGUGGAUGACUCCUUCCCCACAGACUUCCCAGUGGUGGCGCCGUUUCUGGCCGACAUGGACACCAGCGGAGGACGAGGACAGAUUUACUAUCGGGUGACUGAAACCCCGAGCAUCCUCAACCGAGUUGCCCAGGAAGUCCAUCGAGGUUUCCCGGAUGCCAAAUUCACACCCAACUACGCAGUGGUGGCGACUUGGGAAAACGUAGCUGCCUACAACGAGCCCACUCGAACCAACGGAGGCACUUCCAAUGAGGUCAACACCUUCCAGGCUGUGAUAGGAUAUGAUGAAAUCGACUCGUACGUUCUCUUCCUCUACCCGGAGGGUGGCCUGAACUUCUUUGGGACGAGACCCAAGGAGUCAUAUAAUGUGGAGAUCGAGCUUCCUGCUCGAGUCGGAUUCAGCAGAGGCGAAGUAACGUAUCUGAUUUUUUCCCGAACCGAGGGACCUCACUACAGCGUGACCGGCGAUCAGCAGAGUAUCAAACGUCUCUACCAGGCUGGCAACACGGGAACUCCAGGCGUUUGGCUUUUCCACACCGGGAACUACUAUUCUUUUGAAAACAUCGUGCCUGCGUCUAGUAGUGGUCUCCUUUCUACAUUGCCACCAAGAGAACAUGCCUUGCCCCUGGACACCACCACACCCGAGUACAGCGACUUUGAAGAGUACACAGACAGCAGUAACUUUGACCCUGCUAACGAAGAGGAAGAGGAGGAUUACCCUCUGACUGGUGAAGAUCUGGAAUUCCAGCCAGAGCUCGCUAAUGAAUCCCUUCAGCCAAGAAGUUCGAACCCUCCUUCGUCAGCGUCCGAGGACUCGGCUCGACAGGCCUCACAUAGGGGCCAAGACUUACCUUUGACCUCUGAACCCAGACACAGUUCAGAGAGUGUCGAAAGCCAGUACCUUCCUCAUCCUCGUAGAGAUAUGAUCCCAGAUGGAGGGGAUCAGCGGUCGCAUGGGCAGAAACCUCAGGUUCCUGUGGAGGUGGUAGACCUGUACCCCUCUCACAGAAACCAGCCCCCACUUUCCCCUGGGGGUCAUGUUGUCAGUGUGGACGAAGAUGACAUUGACUUUGACACAGGAGUGAUCCAGUACACCACUGAGAACAAGGAAACAUGUGCCAGGUUCCAGCAGCAGUGUUCCCAGAAUGCAUUUUGUUCUGACUACGCUACAGGCUUCUGCUGUCACUGUCAACCUGGAUUUUACGGAAAUGGCCGUCAUUGUCUGCCCAAGGCGGCCCCCCAACGUGUCAGUGGCAAGCUCAGCGGGACGGUGAUAGUGGGUAUGACCCCCGUGGAGCUCAACCAAAUCGAUCUCCACGCUUACAUCGUGGUGGGAGACGGGAGGGCGUACACAGCCGUCAGCGAGAUCCCUGAGCCAGUGGGUUGGGCCUUGAUGCCGGCUGCACCAAUUGGAGAGCUGUUUGGAUGGCUGUUUGCUCUGGAGCUGCCCAAUAGCCAAGCCGGAUUCAAAACUACAGGAGCGGAGUUCACGCGUCAUGUGGAGCUCAUCUUCUACCCUGGAAAUCAGCGACUGUCAAUCACUCAGACAGGACGAGGCCUCGAUGACCACAACCACCUCACCGUGGACACCAAGCUCAACGGCAGCGUGCCGUUCUUAUCGCCUGGUGCAGAAGUGACUAUGGACCCCUUUAAGGAGACCUACCAUUACUACCCAUCAGUUGCCACGUCGACUUCUGUGAGGGAGUUUACGGUGGUCUCGCCGGACAAAGGAUCUGAAUCCUUCUCCUUCCAGAUGAAGCAAAACAUCACCUACAGGGACUGUCGACAUGACAGCCGGGCUCCCCCUGUGGAGACCCUGCAGAUUACCAUGGAGAGAGUGUUUGUCAUGUAUGUAAAGGAGGAGCGCAUCCUGAGAUACGCCAUCACGAACAAGAUCAGCCCAGUCGGAGCGGGGCCGACGGGACCAGAGGUGCGUCACCCCUGCUAUGAUGGAAGCCAUGACUGUGACACCACGGCACAGUGCAUUCCACUGGAGGGCCAAGCUUUCCAGUGCCGAUGUGCAACUGGUUACAAAGGGGACGGACACAACUGCUACGAUGUGGACGAGUGUGCUGAGGGUUCGGCGACAUGCGGCGCACAUUCUCAGUGCAUCAACCUGCCAGGUAGCCAUCGCUGCCAGUGCCAGAGUGGCUAUGAAUUUGGCUUUGACGGACGCACAUGUGUGGACGUGGACGAGUGCCGCACUUCUCCAUGCCACACCAAUGCCAGAUGCACCAACAGCUUAGGUUCCUUCUACUGUGACUGCCAGACAGGCUUUUAUGGAGACGGCUUUCUUUGCUCCCAGCAGGAAGAGGAACUAGAACGUCCUAAAAGCCACUGUGAGCAUCACAGAGACAGCGUGCAGACCACCAGUCCAGAAGGUUAUCCUCUGGUGGGAGCGUUUGUACCUGAGUGUGAUGCUAAUGGGCAAUACACAACUCAACAGUGUCAUGGUUCCAGUGGACAUUGUUGGUGUGUGGACAGUCAAGGGAAAGAAAGACCAGGAACCAGAACUCCACCUGGUACAACACCAACAGAUUGUGACAAACCAGAACGUCCGAAAAGCCAUUGUGAGCAUCACAGAGACAGAGUCCAGACCACCAGUCCAGAAGGUUAUCCUCUUGUUGGAGCUUUUGUACCUGAAUGUGAUGCUAGCGGACAAUACACACCUCAACAGUGUCAUGGUUCCAGUGGACAUUGUUGGUGUGUGGACAGUCAAGGACAAGAAAGACCUGGAUCCAGAACUCCUCCUGGUACAACACCAACGGAUUGUGACGAAGCAGAGAAACCACAACGUCCUAAAAGCCAUUGCGAGCAUUACAGAGACAGUGUGCAGACCACCAGUCCAGAAGGUUAUCCUCUGGUGGGAGCUUUUGUACCUGAAUGUGAUGCUAAUGGACAAUACACACCUCAACAGUGUCAUGGUUCCAGUGGACAUUGUUGGUGUGUGGACAGUCAAGGACAAGAAAGAUCAGGAACCAGAACUCCACCGGGUACAACACCAACGGAUUGUGAUAAACCAGAACGUCCUAAAACCCACUGUGAGCAUCACAGAGACCGAGUCCAGACCACCAGUCCAGAAGGUUAUCCUCUAGUGGGAGCAUUUGUACCUGAAUGUGAUGCUAAUGGACAAUACACACCUCAACAGUGUCAUGGUUCCAGUGGACAUUGUUGGUGUGUGGACAGUCAAGGACAAGAAAGACCAGGAACCAGAACUCCACCUGGUACAACACCAACGGAUUGUGAUAAACCAGAACGUUCUAAAACCCACUGUGAGCAACACAGAGACCGAGUCCAGACCACCAGUCCAGAAGGUUAUCCUCUGGUGGGAGCUUUUCUACCUGAGUGUGAUGCUAAUGGACAAUACACACCUCAACAGUGUCAUGGUUCCAGUGGACAUUGUUGGUGUGUGGACAGUCAAGGACAAGAAAGAUCAGGAACCAGAACUCCACCUGGUACAACACCAAGGGAUUGCAAUAAACCAGAACGUCCUAAAACCCACUGUGAGCAUCACAGAGACCGAGUCCAGACCACCGGUCCAGAAGGUUAUCCUCUAGUGGGAGCAUUUCUACCUGAAUGUGAUGCUAAUGGACAAUACACACCUCAACAGUGCCAUGGUUCUACUGGAUAUUGUUGGUGUGUAGAUAAUAGAGGGCAGGAGAGAGAAGGAACCAGAACUCCAGCCGGCACAGCACCCAUAAACUGUGACACACUAGAUGGACCACAGGUCAAAACCCAGUGUGUGCACCAUCGUGACAGUGUGCAGACCACCGUUUCUCAGGACUCCUCUACAGUGGGAGGUUAUGUCCCUCAGUGUGAUGCUGAAGGGCAGUACACACCACUACAGUGCCAUGGUUCCACUGGGCAUUGUUGGUGUGUAGACAGCCAGGGACAGGAAAGACCAGGAACCAGGACUAGGCCUGGUGUACCACCCACAGACUGUGACAACUCAGAGGAAUCUGUACAUCCUAAAACCCACUGUGAGCAUCUAAGAGACAGAGUCCAGACCACCAGUCCAGAGGGUUAUCCUCUCGUGGGCGCUUUUGUACCUCAGUGUGAUGCUAAUGGACAAUACACACCUCAACAAUGUGAUGGCUCGACUGGACAUUGUUGGUGUGUGAACAGUCAAGGACAAGAAAGACCUGGAACCAGAACUCCUCCUAGUACAACACCAAUAGACUGUGAUAAACCAGAACACCCUAAAACCCACUGUGAGCAUCACAGAGACGGAGUCCAGACCACCAGUCCAGAAGGUUAUCCUAUAGUUGGAGCUUUUGUACCUGAAUGUGAUGCUAAUGGACAAUACACACCUCAACAGUGUCAUGGUUCCAGUGGACAUUGUUGGUGUGUGGACAGUCAAGGACAAGAAAGACCUGGAACUAGAACUCCACCUGGUACAACCUCUGUGAACUGUGAUAAACCAGAUGAACGUCCUAAAAGCCACUGUGAGCAUCACAGAGAUAGAAUCCAGACCACCAGUCUAGAAGGGUAUCCUCCAGUUGGAGAAUUUGUACCCCAAUGUGAUGCUACAGGACAAUACAGAACGCAACAAUGUCAUGGCUCAACUGGACAUUGUUGGUGUGUGGACAGUCAAGGACAAGAAAGACCAGGAACCAGAACUCCACCUGGUACAACACCAAUGAACUGUGAUAAACCACAACGUCCUAAAAGCCACUGUGAACAUCACAGAGACAGAGUCCAGACCACCAGUCCAGAAGGUUAUCCUCUAGUGGGAGCUUUUGUACCUCAGUGUGAUGCUAAUGGACAAUACACACCUCAACAGUGCCAUGGUUCCAGUGGACAUUGUUGGUGUGUGGACGGUCAAGGACAAGAAAGACCUGGAACCAGAACUCCACCUGGUACAACACCCACGGACUGUCAUAAACCAGAACGUCCUAAAAGCCACUGUGAGCAUCACAGAGACCGAGUCCAGACCACCAGUUCUGAAGGUUAUCCGCUGUUGGGAGCUUUUGUACCUCAAUGUGAUGUUAAUGGACAAUACAUACCUCUACAGUGUCAUAGCUCGACUGGACAUUGUUGGUGUGUGGACAGUCAAGGACAGGAAAGACCUGGAACCAGAACUUCUCCUGGUACAACACCAACAGACUGUGAUAAACCAGAUAAACGUCCUAAAACCCACUGUGAGCAUCACAGAGACGGAGUCCAGACCACCAGUCCUGAAGGUUAUCCUCUAGUGGGAGCAUUUGUACCUCAGUGUGAUGCUAAUGGACAAUACACACCUCAACAGUGUCAUGGUUCCAGUGGACAUUGUUGGUGUGUGGACAGUCAAGGACAAGAAAGACCAGGAACCAGAACUCCACCUGGUACAACACCAAUGGAUUGUGAUAAACCACGACAUCCUAAAAGCCACUGUGAGCAUCACAGAGACCGAGUCCAGACCACCAGUCCAGAAGGUUAUCCUCUUGUUGGAGCUUUUGUACCUGAAUGUGAUGCUAAUGGACAAUACACACCUCAACAGUGUCAUGGUUCCACCGGACAUUGUUGGUGCGUGGACAACAACGGUCAGGAGAUAACAGGAACUAGAACUCCACCGGCUAUUUCUCCAGUGGACUGUCACAGACAUGUCCACGUGUCUCCGACCCAGCGUCCCGAGAGUGUGUGCGAGCGAUGGAGGACCAGCUUAAUGGAGCACUAUGGUGGGAAGCCAGAGCCUCAACAGUACCUUCCCCAGUGUGAGCCUGAAGGACAGUUCAGUUCGGUCCAGUGCUAUGGCGAGACCACCUACUGCUGGUGUGUGGACCAGGAUGGGCGAGAGGUUCCUGGCACCAGGUCACAUGAGGCCGUCAAACCUGCAUGCCUUCCCUCAGUGGCCCCACCCACUGUGCGUCCUUACCCCCGCCCAGAUGUGACUCCACCCCCUAACGGGGCGGUCACAUUACUUUACGCUCAGGGGCAGAAGAUAGGAGCACUUCCCCUCAACGGGACCAGACUGGAUGCAAGCCGCUCCAAAACAAUACUGACCCUACAUGGAUCCAUCGUGGUCGGUUUAUCCUACGACUGCAAAGAGAACAAAGUAUAUUGGACGGAUUUGUCUGCACGCUCCAUUAAUAGAGCAGCAUUAUCACCAGGAGCUGAGCCAGAGAUACUCAUCAACUCAAAUCUGGUCAGUCCAGAAGGUUUGGCUGUGGAUGUAAAGCGAAGGCUGAUGUUCUGGGUGGAUUCUAACCCCGACCUGAUCGAAAGGUCCAACCUGGACGGCAGCGAUAGGAGGACGCUUUUUGACACCCAACUUGUCAACCCCCGGGCCAUCAUCGUGGUCUCGUCCACUGGUUCUCUAUACUGGACCGACUGGAAUCGAGAGGCUCCCAAGAUCGAGAGCUCGUCAGUGGACGGCCAGAACCGCCGGGUGGUCGUGACCGACGGGAUCGGUCUGCCCAACGCCUUGACCUUCGACUCGUCUUCAAGACAAAUCUGCUGGGCCGACGCAGGGACCAAGCAGCUGGAGUGUAUAUUCCCUGACGGCUCAGGGAGAAGAGUGAUCCACCCCAGUGUCAACUACCCUUUCAGUAUGGUUUACCACCACAACCACUUCUACUACACCGACUGGAGAAGGGACGGCGUGAUCGCUCUCAGCAAAGACGGCGGUAAACUCACAGAUGAAUACUUGCCAGAUCAGAGAUCUCACCUCUACGGGAUCGCCAUAGCAACGUCCCACUGUCUAUAAGGAAGGGCUAACAGCAGAGUAGCAGCCGUGCGGUCCUUUGGUGCUAAAAUUCUGGGACCGCUCCGAAUGGCGGACAUGAGGACCCUCUGGUGGUCCUUGGAGGAAAAGAAAGCUCCAGAAGGAACAACAUGGAUUCUUGUGAAGCAUCAAGAUAUAACCCCGCAUUAAAAGUUCUGUACAUUUGUUUUAUACCUCAAUUUAACAAUCUUUCUACUGUAUUUUUUCUCUGCAGUUUGUUGUUUUAGCCUUCUAAGCCAAACAAUAAAAUAGUUCACAUUUGUGUUGUGAAGAAAUAGUUUAAACUAGUAAUUACCACAUUUAAAAUGUUAUUACAGGUUAGACAAGUAUGCCAUUUAGCCUCACGUGAAGACAAGAAGCACCGAUCCAAACUGAGGAAUGUAAUCAGAUUACUAAGGCUGGCAAGAUUACAGCAGGUCGUUAACGUGUUCUUUUCUAUGUACCACAAAGCUUAUCUCAUUAUAACAAGAUGUGAUAUUUAUAACAAUAAAAUGUGA
Nerophis lumbriciformis (worm pipefish) is the source of this 7853-nucleotide messenger RNA. RefSeq names its product nidogen 2a (osteonidogen) (gene nid2a). Lineage: Eukaryota; Metazoa; Chordata; Actinopteri; Syngnathiformes; Syngnathidae. Gene Ontology annotation, cellular component: basement membrane. The record is from RefSeq and is a predicted model, not a curated record. Gene Ontology annotation, molecular function: calcium ion binding. Gene Ontology annotation, biological process: cell-matrix adhesion.